Messenger RNA from Helicoverpa armigera (cotton bollworm), 1401 nucleotides. Its product is annotated as facilitated trehalose transporter Tret1. Gene Ontology annotation, cellular component: membrane. The transcript is spliced from 3 exons. Bases 1 to 1401 code for a protein of 466 amino acids. The record is from RefSeq and is a predicted model, not a curated record. Gene Ontology annotation, molecular function: transmembrane transporter activity. Gene Ontology annotation, biological process: transmembrane transport. NCBI's taxonomy places the organism in Eukaryota, Metazoa, Arthropoda, Insecta, Lepidoptera, Noctuidae.
AUGUGUGGUGGAGAUCUUUAUUUCUGGAGACAGGCUUUCAUCCUGACCACCGGUUUGUUCUACUCUGCCAGCGUGGGCAUCAUGCUGGCCUACCCUUCAGUUUUAUCUCCUGCCCUGGUCUCAUCUAAUGGCACUGAUAUAAAGGCAUCUUCUGAACAAGCUUCCUGGAUUGCUGCAAGUAAUGGGUUUGCAGGCUUGUUCGGAUUCUUCAUAUUGUCACCAAUCCUACAAACAUUCGGCAGAAAGAUCGUGCAUAUCAGCUGUAAUCUCUUACUCCUCAUUGGCUGGAUGAUCUUCCCGCUAGCCAAUAGCAUUCCACUCCUCUAUGCUGCGAGAAUCGUCCAAGGCCUCGCUAUUGGCGGAAUUUACAUCAACAGCAUGAUCAUCUGUGAAUACGUUGACUCCAAGAGGAGGGGUUACUUCCUGACUUUAAAAAAGGUUUCUAUAGCAGUAGGUACACUGAUCUGCCAUUCCAUGUCCUUGUAUUGGGAUUGGCGCCAAAUAGCAACUUUUGCCAUAAUACCACCUACUGUUGCUGUCAUCUUGACAUUUUUUUGGCCAGAAAGCCCAUCGUUCCUGGCAAUGAAAGGCCGUUUCGAGGAAUGUGAAGAAUCAUUCAUAUGGCUGAAUGGCCCAACGAACUUAAGAGAACUUCAUCAUUUACAGUUAUCGCAAAUGGAAACGGUCAAACCCGGGCACUCGGAGAAACAUUACAAAUUCUUAUUCAGAAAGGAGUUUAUAAAACCUUUGGUUAUUGUCUCUCUUCUAACAUUACUUUUAGAUUUAUGCGGGAGAUAUUAUUUUGUAGUUUACGUUAUUCAAAUUAUGGUAGAAUUGAUUGGCGACAAAACUUUAGCAGUUUAUUGUACUUUAGGAGCUGAUUGUUUGACAAUAGUUGCUCUCGCUUCUUCUUGUUUUAUAAUUAGCUGUUUUAAAAGACGCGCCAUUUUAUUUACUUUUGGUUCGUUCACUGUUUCUUUAAUGUUAUUAAUUUGCUUGUUAAUGAUAUUGAAAUCAUUUGGUAUUGGCACGAAUUUAUUUUGGUUGACUCCUUCAUUGAUAAUUUUACAAAAUUUUGUAGUAAAUGUUAGUCUUAUACCUGUAUCCUUUGCUUUGAUUGGGGAAGUCUUUCCUUUGGAAUACAAAGGUACUGGUUCGUGCAUAUCUGGAGUUGUUUUUACACUUUUAUAUACUCUGACUUUAAAGUUAACUCCUCUUUUGAUUGAUUCUAUUGGUGUUGGGGGUACUUAUGGUGUUUAUGGGUUCAGUGUCUGUGGUUGUCUGGUUUUAUUAUACUUUGUUGUACCAGAAACCAAAGAUAAAACUUUACAACAGAUUGAAGAUGGUAUCAAAGGUGUUAAACGAGCUAAGUGCGAGUUCGAAACAGACACUUUAUUGUAG